CACAGUAGAUGCAACGACUUCAGUGGCAGCACCCCGCCAUUAGCGCCGAAUUGCAAUUCUAGAAACCCAGGCUAUAUUCCACAUAGCGUCUGCUUUGAGUCCCUGGCUUUUGGCCUUUCACUCUCAAGAAUGCCGUCCCCAAUUAGUUGGUUUCGCGCCCUGACGCCGAAAGCACAAGGCCUCAUCGGCAUGGGCUUGCUAUCAUGGGGGGCAAUCGGGCUAUACGCUUCGGAUGCUGCAGAAGAAAAGCUCGGCUUUAAGCCGUCAGAAGAAGAAAAGGCGGCAUUACGAGCCGCAACACCGAGAAUCUCCGUCGUUGAUCGCGAAUAAGCCUACCCUAUUCUCCGACAAAUGCGAUAUUCAAAUGGACCCCAGAUAAUGGAAGGCGUUCAGGGGUUACAGGACCCAUAUUCAGGAUCUGCGGACAUGGCGCGGCGUUCUUUGGACGCGGCCGCAUGAAGCUAUCCAGAGUGCAAAGCGGGGAUAGAACGAACAGACAUGUAUACCAAUACGAUAUACCACUACAGGUGCCUAAAUAGAAAAAAAAGAGUUACGGUGGGUUAUGGGUGGGGGUUGAGGUGGCGAUUCAAGAUUUACAACGGCGUACAUGGCGGGGCAUCUUUUGCAUUUCAGAUCACCAAGGGAUUGUAGGAUUAGAUGGACACUUCAUAUAAUUAAUCGUUGGAAGAGCUCUUCAUUCAUAAUGCCGUAGUCUUUAUCUCUAUCGAAACACACGUCAAGUAAAUGCAAAUUAAGACCCUUUAAGUAGCCUUCUUG
Molecule: messenger RNA, 777 nt
Organism: Pseudogymnoascus verrucosus
Lineage: Eukaryota; Fungi; Ascomycota; Leotiomycetes; Thelebolales; Thelebolaceae
Exons: 2
Coding region: 130-330 (66 amino acids)
Source: RefSeq, a predicted model, not a curated record